CCAAAUCAGACUAAACUUUUGGCUACUUUGCAGGAGAAGGAGAGCCAAGCAGCAGUCAAUCAGUCAGUCUGGGGCUAAAUGAGCAAGCCACAAUUCAUAGGUACUAUACAAUACCUAAGGUACCUACUUUCCUUACCAUACAGGGAUGAAUCAUGGAUACACUUGCGACUUUACGAGUAAUGGAUCAUCAUCCUAUCCAGCCUGCAUCGCUGCCUUCUUCUCUUCUCCUUCGUCUUACUCGUCUCUUACGCGGUCUGAAUGGAGGAGGUAGUAAGGUAAUGUUACUGCCGUGUAAUGCCCCAUACUGGGACCUCUGUGUUAGUCGAUUACGCAGCCUAGCGAUCCUCAAUGACUGCCUUUCCCCUCAUCGCCAUCAUCAUCAUCAUAGUCGUCGUCGUCGUCUUCUUCUUCCCUGUGCAAUGGCGGCUGCUCAGCUCAGCUCCAAUCUCGGUCCACAACCAGGGAUAGAUUGACGAAGAUUGGGCUGCAUUGGCUCAUAUUGCCUGCCUGCCUCGCAGGGACCACCAUGUUCACCCCUCAGACCUGUCUACUGUGCUGUACCUCCUAGCC
Messenger RNA from Aspergillus saccharolyticus JOP 1030-1, 570 nucleotides. RefSeq lists its product as uncharacterized. Bases 153 to 473 code for a protein of 106 amino acids. NCBI's taxonomy places the organism in Eukaryota, Fungi, Ascomycota, Eurotiomycetes, Eurotiales, Aspergillaceae. The transcript is spliced from 2 exons. The record is from RefSeq and is a predicted model, not a curated record.